Molecule: messenger RNA, 1319 nt
Organism: Danio rerio (zebrafish)
Lineage: Eukaryota; Metazoa; Chordata; Actinopteri; Cypriniformes; Danionidae
Gene: med8
Product: mediator complex subunit 8
Biological process (GO): protein ubiquitination; regulation of transcription by RNA polymerase II
Cellular component (GO): nucleus; mediator complex
Molecular function (GO): transcription coregulator activity
Source: RefSeq, marked provisional
CGCUGCGAGUCUUUGUUUACUUCCGCUUAAUUGUGCCGUGAACUUCAUUCUCUCGAAAUGCAGCAGCGGGAGGAGAAGCAGCUGGAGGCCUCUCUGGAGUCUUUAGUAGCUCGCGUGGCUCAUCUGAAAGGUUCCCUUCAGAGUUUCAUUUAUAAACUAGAGAAUGAGUACGACAGACUGACGUGGCCCUCCGUGCUGGAUAAUUUCGCCCUUAUUUCUGGACAGCUGAACACCAUCAAUAAACUGUUGAGAAAUGAGAAAACCCCAUCAUACAAAUCACAGGUCAUCAUACCACUCCUGCUGUCUCCUGAUCGAGACGAAGAGCUGGCGAAACUAACAGAGCACCGAGUGCCAGUGUUCAGCCAUGAGAUCGUGCCUGAUCAUCUCAGGACCAAACCCGACCCGGAGGUGGAGGAGCAGGAGAAACACCUGAGCGCUGAAGCGGCUCGCAUCGGUCCUGAAGUAGCUCAGAAACAGAUCCAGGCAUUGAAUAAGCUUUGCUCGAAUCUUUUGGAGAAGCUGAAUAAUCCACGUGAAGACAGAGACUCUGAAACCUCAGCUUUAAGACAAAACAAGCCGUCGUUCAAUCCAGCCGAUACUAACGCUCUGGUGGCAGCAGUGGGCUUUGGGAAGGGUCUGUCGAAAUGCAGACCGCCUGGACCUGUCGCUCCAGGUCACCCUGGGCAGCCCAUGAUGCAAACGGGUCCGACACUACAGCAGGUCACAAUCGCUGGAGCUUCGGGUCAUCAGGCUGGCAUGAGUGGACCGGUCGCACCGCAACAGCCCGGACAACCUGGUAAAAUCCCCAGCAACAUCAAGACUAACAUCAAGUCUGCGUCCAUGCAUCCUUACAACCGAUGAGCUUCAUGCUUUUUGUCCUACAAUGUUUGGUAAAUAAGACCAUUUUUGUUUUUGAAUUUUCAAUAAACAUGUUUAUUGAAGUCUUGCGUCUAUCUAAAUUAUUUUAUCACAAUCAGGAUUGAAGAUUAUUCUUUUAGAUUUGGUCUCAAUAAAAGGUGUUUUUAGACUUGCUGACUUUGUUUUAGUCACUAGGUGGCAGUGUUGUUUUGUGUUCAUUACAGUCCACUAAAUAUCUAAAGGGUACCUUUUCAGAUGUUGUAUUACUAUUAAUAAGCUUUCACAAUAAACUAAAAUUGAUAUUAAAGACAUUUUAUCAUAUUUCAAAAUAAUGCUACAAAUAAAUGUAUUGCAUUUAUGCCUACAUGUAUGUUGUUCAUACAUUUUGUUUGUUUUAGUUUUUAAAACUUGUAUUUUUUAAAGAAAAGUUAUGUUAAUUAAAAUAUCUGUAAAUAAAUAGA